Erinaceus europaeus (western European hedgehog) is the source of this 396-nucleotide messenger RNA. RefSeq names its product dolichyl-phosphate mannosyltransferase subunit 3, regulatory (gene DPM3). The transcript has 2 exons. The coding region runs from base 68 to 340 and encodes 90 amino acids. Lineage: Eukaryota; Metazoa; Chordata; Mammalia; Eulipotyphla; Erinaceidae. The record is from RefSeq and is a predicted model, not a curated record. Gene Ontology annotation, biological process: GPI anchor biosynthetic process. Gene Ontology annotation, cellular component: endoplasmic reticulum membrane; dolichol-phosphate-mannose synthase complex.
UCGUGGAGACUUCCGGUUGCCUGUACCGAUCAGGCGUGGAAAGGGAGCAGCGGAACAGACUGUAAACAUGACGAAGCUCACUCAAUGGCUUUGGGCGCUGGUGCUCCUGGGCUCCGCCUGGGCCGCCCUGACCCUGGGGGCGCUGGAGUUGCCCCCCGCCUGCCAGGAGAUCCUGUGGCCGCUGCCCGCCUACCUGCUGGUGUCGGCCGGCUGCUAUGCCCUGGGCACCGUGGGCUACCGCGUGGCCACUUUCCACGACUGCGAGGACGCUGCCCGCGAGCUGCAGAGUCAGAUCCAGGAGGCCAGAGCCGACUUAACCCGCAGGGGAAUGCGCUUCUGACAGCCCUCGCUGCUCCCUCUCUCCCUCCCCAAUAAAGAACAGCUUUAUUUUCUGUU